Molecule: messenger RNA, 1647 nt
Organism: Fusarium oxysporum Fo47
Lineage: Eukaryota; Fungi; Ascomycota; Sordariomycetes; Hypocreales; Nectriaceae
Product: general substrate transporter
Exons: 4
Coding region: 1-1647 (548 amino acids)
Biological process (GO): transmembrane transport; carbohydrate transport
Cellular component (GO): membrane
Molecular function (GO): carbohydrate:proton symporter activity
Source: RefSeq, a predicted model, not a curated record
AUGACUUUCAAGAACAUGCUCCGCAACUCACCCCUGGCAGGCUAUGGAAAGGCCAUACGCGAAGCACCCCGCGAGGUCAUCUUUAAUCCACAUCUGCUGUUAUCAUCAUUGGUCUAUGCCUUUGGUGGGUUUCCCGUCAUUUGGGAUCAGGGUGCAUCCUCGGUCAUCCCUUCUCUUCCUGGCUUCCAGAACCACUUCAAAAUCAUCUCCGGAUCAAACGCCGAUGAGAUUCGAGUCUUCGUAUCUAUCGUUUACGUUGGUUUCGGAGUCGGCUCAGCUCUCACCUUCUUCGUCAAUGACCGAAUCGGAAGGCUUUGGUCCUAUCGCCUUUAUACUAUCAUCUACUGCAUCGGUACUCUCAUGGCCAUCUUCUCCCCAAAUCUCAACGUCCUCUACGCCGCCCGUGUUAUCCAAGGGUUGGGCCUCGGUCCCUUGACAGUCACCUGCCCUAUGUCCAUCGUCGAGAUCGCUCCAGCGGAAAUUCGAGGUCUUCUUGCAGCAUGGUUCACUCUGUUGAUGGGUCUCGGCUUGUUCACAGCAGUGUUUUCCACUCUCGGAGUCUACCGCCAUGUGCCCGUUGGUAAUCUUCAGUUCCAAAUCGUUUGGCUUACCCCAAUGAUCCUGAUGGGUCUCUGCAUGAUCGCCACUUUCUUCAUCCAAGAGUCUCCACGUUGGCUCUUCAUGGCUCAACGUCGACAAGAGGCUAUUGAAACACUUGUCAAGAUCCGCGGUCUGCCAUCUGAUGACGCUCGUGUGGAGCAUGAGAUCCGAGACAUUGAAGACGACAUCAACAGAACAGCUGAGGCGGUCGGAAACUCAAGCCUGUGGACAAUCGCAAAGGAAACUUUCACUAUCGCAUCCAAUCUGCGCCGCGUUCAACAGAGCCUUGUCUGCUACGCGCUUGCCCAACUAUCCGGGGCUAAUCUCAUUACCUCUUAUUUCGUCCCCAUCCUCGCCAUCGUCGGCGUUGGUGGUGACACAGCCCAUAGCAUGUUCCUCAGCGGCAUGUAUGGCGUCUCCAAGUUUUUCUUCAUCCUUAUCGCCACGUUCUUCUUCAUCGAUGCUCUCGGUCGGCGAAAGUCUCUUUUUGUCGGUGCCGGGCUGCAGAUGGUGACUCAUAUCUAUCUUGCUGUCUACGUCAGGACUUCGCAGAAAGGUCCUGUCUCCGAAGCCGCUUCAAACGCAGCAAUUGCAGCACUUUUCAUCCAUGCCUUUGGUUAUGGAGUCGGGCUAUUCAUUCUCCCUUAUGUGUUUGGCAGUGAGCUGUGGCCAAACCGCAUUCGAUCCUUCGGCAGUGCUCUUAGUCAAGCCUUCCACUGGCUUUUCAUCUACGCGAUGCAGUACAGCAUGCCAUCUAUCCUCUCAAGCUUCCAUCAGUGGGGUGCCUUUAUCUUUUUCGGUGCUUGGUGCGCUGUUGCGAUCAUUUACACCUAUCUCAUGAUCCCUGAGAUUUCUGGUCUGAGUGUUGAAGAGAUUGAGGAUCUCUUCCGUGGUCCAUGGUUCAACGCUCACAGGCGCACCAAACAGAUGAUCGUUCAGGGAGUGACUGAGAAUGGUAAGGAGGACUUCGGUGAUAAUGUACUUACCAGGGACGAUAAGAUGAAAGAUUAUGACACCAACGAGAAGGACGUCUCGAGGGUAGCGUAA